AUGGUAACAUCCAAAGAGUGGACAACCACAACUUAUUCCAAAGAUGUCAAGGCAAAGCAAUUUGUGGAACAAGUCUUAGACUCAAGAUUUUGGUCUAAAUGUGCUGACAUAGUGAAAAUUACAGAACCUCUUGUACGUGUGUUGCGCAUUGUUGAUAGUGAAGAUAAACCGGCUAUGGGAUAUCUCUACCGAGCUAUGUAUAAAGCAAGAGAGGAGAUUGAGAAGAGAUUCAAUCCAGAAUAUGAAAAAAACAAGUCCACCACUGAAGGCCUUUUGGAUGUCAUUGAAAAGUAUGCUUAUGAUAGCAAGGACUUGCGAUCUAAAUUAACUGCUGAGAUGACUUCAUUCAAAAAUUGUGAAGAUCAAUGGUGGGAUACUUAUGGAACCGAAGCGCCUAAUUUGCAAAAACUGGCUAUUCGAAAUUUGAGUCAAACUUGUAGUGCAUCUGGUUGUGAGCGAAAUUGGAGUGUGUUUGAACACAUUCAUUCAAAAAAGAGAAAUAGGACCAAGAAGAAACAAAAUUAUGACCCUAUCAAUUUUGAAACACUUGGUGAUCAUUCUAAUUGGGUGUUGGAGGAUUCACCACCAUUCUUGACCAUUGAGGAGGUGGAAGCACUACGCAAAGAUCUUGCUAGUAUGACAAUCCAACCUAUUUCAAAUGAUAUUGAUGAAUUAAAUUUGGAUGAAGUUGAUGUUGAGGGAGAUGCACCACUUAACUCCGGAGAAAACAACCAAAAUAAUGAUAUCAUUGAUGGGGAAGAUGUUGCAAAUGCGAUUGAUUUUGUGGGAGAUGAUUUUGAUAUUGAAGGAGAUCCAAACAUUGAGAUAAUUUUACCUCCUUGGAACUAA
This is a messenger RNA of Vicia villosa (hairy vetch), 849 nucleotides long. RefSeq lists its product as uncharacterized. Gene Ontology annotation, molecular function: protein dimerization activity. The transcript is spliced from 5 exons. Bases 1 to 849 code for a protein of 282 amino acids. NCBI's taxonomy places the organism in Eukaryota, Viridiplantae, Streptophyta, Magnoliopsida, Fabales, Fabaceae. The record is from RefSeq and is a predicted model, not a curated record.